AAGCCAGUGCUUUUGUUUAUUUUAAGGAGAUUAUUCUUAGCAGAAUAUUGUUUUAAUGAUUUUCCUAUACUAAAAAUUGCAAACGAAUGCUUAAUUUCUCCCCACUCAGACUCAUGUGGUAAAAUAUUUUGUCUUUAAUUUGCUUCUACCCUAUAAUCUUCUGGUUAGUUUCGAUUUCUUGAUGAAGUGGAUUAAGUUAGUAAUUAAGCAUUGUUAUUUUUUGUUUUGACAGUUCCCGCAUAAAUAAGAAAUUGACACAAAAUGAUUUUCUGAAUCUAAUAUAUCAGAUUUAUGAAGGCACACACACCUGCUGCUUUCUCAAAUGUUACAAAAAAAAGUAAGUCCCUAGAAAGAAAAAGAUUUUUUUCUUUCUUGAAAACGAGGAAGUCUUAAUGACUUUCACCAGUUCCAGAACUCCAAGGUUUCUCGCUGUCCUGUCUACCUUACGCGCCAAUCUCAAACCAUUGCCAACAUGGAGAAAGAUGUCAAAAAGUGCCAUGAAGCAUUUUGUGUCCAAUUGCACAGGAGGCAUACCACUUUUAGUUACCAUAUUAGAAAAAACACAAGAUCAGCACAUUCGACAUUUUGUUAUAUUGAUUAUGGAGAAAAUGUUAUUGCACAAAACAAGAGGUACCGAACAUGCUCAAGCUUUUGUUCUUCAUAAUGCCACUGAUCACUUGUUGAAACUGAUUGUUAAAUGUCAACUGUCAUGGGGAGAUGAUUUCAUAUGUUCCCUUUACAAAGUGACUGUGAAAAUUGGCGAUGAAGAUAAGAAGUUUGCAGUAAAAGCGAGAUUUCUAGGUGUACUACCUGUGAUAGUUUCCCAUAUAAAGGCAUAUUCAAGGAAACUAAAAGUUCUUAAUACAAUUAUGAAACUACUUAAAAAGAUUAUGGCAAGUUCUGUUAAUGCUACGAAGUUAAGUAAAGAUGGAUUGCCUAGAGAACUUAUACAUUUUUUAGAAGAGCCAAAAAAAGUCACAAUUAUUCCAGUUCUUAAUGCUAUUUCUGAAGCCACUAGAACUAGACACUCUGCUCGCCAAUUUGUUAAAGAGGAUGUUGUAUCUCGUAUUCUGCUAAUUAUAUUUGGUACUGAUGUUACAAGUUGCUCAAAAGUUAAUGCUUCAAUCUGUAAAAUAUGCCUACGUAUUUUAGUACAUCUAACACAGAUAAAGCUUGGGCGUGAAAAACUGUUAUCAUCAGGAACAAUUCCUUCCCUAUUAUCAUGGUGUAAAACGCUUGUGAAUCUCACUGGAAAUCAUUAUAUUUCAUUGGUAUCACUUGUUAGUACUGUUGUCCAACGAUGUUUACCAGCUCGACCUUUACCUGUGCGAAAACUCAACAACCCUGUCACUUUUACCUUUUCUGAAUGCUUUUAUAUGAAUGAGUCUGACAGCUCUGAUGGUAAAAAUGAUGACACUGUUAGUUUAGGUUCUUCUAAUUUAUCUUCUGUCGAUAGCGGAACUGAUUCAGAUGAAGAACUUCGACCUUUUGAUGUUGUUGAAUCCCAAUAUGGGGAAUCAUAUGAGCAGUUCUCUUCAUUUUUUGAAGAAAUUAAUGAAUUCCAUCCAUUAAAGCCUCAUUUUACUUCUGGGGAUGAUGUACAAAAUAAUUGUUUCAAAACUGUGUUUUAUGAAAAAUUUGUUCCAUCAACUGUAAUCGAGUUUAAUGACACAAAGCUGAAUCCAAUCAUUCCAAAAAAUAUUCCACGACAUUCCUUUGUACAAGUUUCUAGAAAAGAAACUCAACGUAAAAUGCGCAAACCUGCUAGUGAUUCAUCUCUUCACAUGAAGGAAAAGUCACCAAAAACUUUGUCUUUGAUUCCAGUUUCAUCUUGUGGGCCAACAAACUGUUCAAAAAUUCCAAAGAAAACUGAUUUUUCUAGUCCAAGCUGUGAUACUAAUGUUAUACCGUCCUCUAACAUAACUUGUGAUAGCAGUUAUCAUUUAACAGACUUAGAAAGAUUCACUUUAAUUGAGAAUGCGAAAGAAGAGAUUAAAAAUAAAAAACUUCUGGACAAAGUUUGUUAUUCUGAUGUCUAUCAAAAACAGUCUCUGCUUACAACUUCAGUUUCACCUCAUGUGAAACUUGCUUACCCUGAUUAUGUAAACUGUUCACCUGAUUCUGAAUUAGACUAUCCAUUUUUCAAACCAGAUCCUUUUCUUAUAAGGGAAAAAAUUUAUCAGCAUGCAGAAGAAAUGGCUCAGAAUGAUUUUCUAUUUACGGAUAUUUACAAUCUUGAUAAUUUACUUUGUGAAAAUGUGCCAAGCUCUAAUCCACUUCAUAACAAAGAUUGCAAAAGAAUUCACUGUGAUCAGCAAUCAGAAUAUUUGCAGUUCGAGUCAAGAUUUGAAAGUGGAAAUCUUCGCAAAGUUUUUUGGAAAGGUGGAGGAGUAUAUGAUCUCAUUCUUAAUCCAGACAUCAAUUCCAAAACUCAUAUCCAGUGGUUUUAUUUUGAAGUAUCUGGAAUGAAAGCAAACUACCCAUAUACUUUCAACAUCAUAAAUAUGGAAAAAUCAACUAGCCAAUUCAAUGAAGGAAUGUGCCCUGUUAUGUUCUCUGUAAGGAAUCACAUGGAAAAGAAACAAGGUUGGACACGAGUAGGUUCCAAUAUAUGUUACUAUAGAAAUCAUUACACUCAAAGCCCAUCUACAAACUCUAUUCUUCGUAGCAAACCUUUCUACACCUUGACAUUUACAAUCAACUUUCAACAUGCAAAUGAUGUUUGCUAUAUUGCUUAUCAUUAUCCCUAUACCUUUACUACUCUUCUGACUCAUAUCUACUGCUGGACCAAUAGUUAUGAUUCAACUGUUUACUUAAAAAAAGAUGAGCUUUGCAAAACUUUGUCUGGUAAUAGUGUGCCAUUGUUAACAAUCACUUCUAAGCCAGUAGAUAGCAAGCGCCCAUACAUAUUUCUCAGUGCAAGAGUCCAUUCCGGUGAAAGCAACUCUUCUUGGGUUAUGAAAGGUGUAUUAGAUUUUUUGCUCAGCAAGAAAGGUGAAAAAUUAAGAGAAAUGUAUAUUUUUAAAAUUGUUCCUAUGCUAAAUCCUGACGGAGUUAUCAAUGGCUGUCAUCGCUGUUCUCUGUCAGGGCAAGACUUAAACCGCCAAUGGAUUACACCAAACUGCCGGUUACACCCCACCAUAUACUACACAAAAUCUCUUUUACAUUAUUUGGCAUCGAAAAAUAAACGACCCUUGGUGUUUUGCGAUUUUCAUGGACAUUCUCGAAGAAGUAAUGCAUUCUUUUUUGGCUGCAACCCUGAGCAGUCUUGGUGGCCCACAGAUGAAACAAAACCUUUCUCUGAAUGUUUUAAAAUCUUGCCAGUUUUGAUGCACGAGAUGGCCCCAACCUUUUGUUUGAAUUAUUGUAACUUUGCGAUUGAAAGAAAUCGGGAAUCCACUGGACGUGUGACUGUGUGGAGGCAAUUUGGUGUACAACUUAGUUAUACUUUAGAGUGUUCAUACGGUGGCUGUAAUCAAGGAAAAUAUGCAGGCUACCACAUUGGUAUAUCUCAUCUUGAAGAUACUGGAGCUAAGCUGUGCCUGUGUUUCGAAAAAUUAGAGAUUGAUGAAGAAACAAAUUUGGUGUUAAGCUCAAUACCCAUUGAUCUUAAUUUAUUACUCUCACCUGACAUUAAAACAUUUAGACCAAAACAAUAUACUACUUCAUCUUCAACUGAAAGUUAUGAUGACAUAGAAGCAUCAGAUGAAAAUGACCUGCCUCCUUGAUUUUAUAUUUGCUUCUUUUCAAAUUAUAUAAAGUUGUGCAAUACAGAAAUUUGUUUGUAUAUUCUGAUUUAGAAAUUGAUUAUUAUAUGAUGAGCUGUAAUAAGUAUUUUAUCUAAAAUGUUAAAUAAAUAAUUUUGUUGCGUAA
This is a messenger RNA of Parasteatoda tepidariorum (common house spider), 3873 nucleotides long. Its product is annotated as cytosolic carboxypeptidase 1. Lineage: Eukaryota; Metazoa; Arthropoda; Arachnida; Araneae; Theridiidae. Gene Ontology annotation, molecular function: metallocarboxypeptidase activity; zinc ion binding. The record is from RefSeq and is a predicted model, not a curated record. Gene Ontology annotation, biological process: proteolysis; protein side chain deglutamylation; C-terminal protein deglutamylation.